AUGAACCCUACAUUUUCCGGUCACCAAUUUCCGGCGGCGGCGAAGAAAGAAGAGUUCGAAGAAGGGUCUCUGUCGAUGGGUCUGAUUCCGGUUCCGGCGUCGGCGAAACCGGUGGUGAAGCAGCGGUCGUCGACGAAGGACCGCCACACGAAGGUGGAGGGCCGCGGCCGGAGGGUUCGAAUGCCGGCGGCCUGUGCGGCCCGGGUUUUCCAGCUGACCCGAGAAUUGGGUCACAAGACCGACGGAGAAACCAUCCGGUGGCUUCUCGAGCACGCCGAGCCGGCGAUAAUUGCAGCCACUGGUACCGGAACAGUCCCCGCUAUCGCAGUCUCCGUCGGCGGCGCGCUGAAGAUUCCGACGAGUUCGCUGGCGAAUCCGAAUGGAGAGGUCUCUGAGCUUCCCAGGAAGAAGAGGAGGCUACAUUGCAAUAGUGAAUUUGUUGAUGUGGAGGAUUUGAGCUCGAUUUCGAGUGGGUUGGCGCCGAUGGCGACGGUUAAUUACGGCGGCAUUGGUGGUGGUGGUGGUGGGGGUUUGGUGCCUAUGUGGCAAUUCGGGGCCAAUGUGCCGGCUGUGCCGUUUUUAAUGUUCCCAAACUCUGGUUGGGCUAUUCCUUCGGAUUCAGUUUCGGGGCAGACGAUGUUCAAUCUGCAAGGGAGGCCAAUGUCGAACUUCCCUGUCACAGCAUUGCAAUCUGGGGUUGAAGUUCAUAGUUGUGGCGAUGUGCAGGCCACUUCUGGUUCGAUUUUGAGUGGUGGUGGGAGCUGUUCGACUAGUUUGGGAGUUAGUAAUAGUAAUGCGGUUACUAGUAGUGACACUAGUGCUACUACAGCUGCUCCGAUGAGUCAUACUCAGUUGCUAAGGGACUUGUCUUUGGAUACUUUGGAUAAGAGGGAGCUUCAGUUCUUGGGUGAUCUGUGUGGAAAUUCACAAGCUCAAUACUCAAGGCCUUGA
This is a messenger RNA of Fragaria vesca subsp. vesca, 951 nucleotides long. RefSeq names its product transcription factor TCP19-like. The coding region runs from base 1 to 951 and encodes 316 amino acids. Gene Ontology annotation, cellular component: nucleus. The transcript has a single exon. Gene Ontology annotation, molecular function: sequence-specific DNA binding; DNA-binding transcription factor activity. Lineage: Eukaryota; Viridiplantae; Streptophyta; Magnoliopsida; Rosales; Rosaceae. The record is from RefSeq and is a predicted model, not a curated record.